Molecule: messenger RNA, 1404 nt
Organism: Penicillium alfredii
Lineage: Eukaryota; Fungi; Ascomycota; Eurotiomycetes; Eurotiales; Aspergillaceae
Exons: 2
Coding region: 1-1404 (467 amino acids)
Source: RefSeq, a predicted model, not a curated record
AUGAAGCGCACCCGGAACCCCGAGAGCAACGAGGAGCUUGAUGAAACGAGAACCAAACAGUCCACAUCCAUUCUUUCCAGCUUAAUUGCACCAGUCUCUCCUCCACGACGAAAAUCCACAUUCAAUGGAAAUAGAGAGCCCAAUCGAGCGUUGCCAUCAGGAGCAAUAAACCUGGAGAACACACCGAGUCUUGCCGCCAUCGAAGCUGGCCAGGUUGAAGUUACCGACCAUCUGAGCAUCGUCUCCACAAAACUCCGCCAGUACAUGCGCUUCCAUUCAUAUCCACAGCCAACGCCUCGAAUCCCCAUCGAGCAAUGGGUGGAACUAUAUCGGCGCAAUGAACAUCCCGAGGGACGUCAUUUCGUCAUCCAUCAGCAUGACCACCCCCUGGCCGGCCCUCACUACGAUCUCCGGUUGCAGUUCUCCGAGUCCAGCUCUGUGAGCUGGUCGGUCAUGUAUGGGCUUCCAGGGGACCCGAAUAGUCACAAGCUCAACCGCAAUGCUACCGAGACUCGGGUUCACUGUUUAUGGGUAAGCAGAGUGUCGGGACAUUCUUUUGUGUCAAAUGUUUACGCCAACUACCAGAACCAUCUCAUUGAGACGGCUUCUUCCAAAACGGGAAGCAUGAUUAUCUGGGAUACGGGAGAAUAUGAGAUUUUGCCGUAUGAGCUUGACCAGUCUCUGCCGGAGACCGACGAUUCUCGGUCAGAGGUAUCUGAUGAGCCUGCUUCACCGAUUGAACAAAUCUCGGACAGUGCGAGACUCCGGGAAGCCUUUCGAAAUCGCAAAAUCCGACUCCGAUUGCAUGGGACGCGUCUGCCCCAGAAUUAUACGCUUGUUCUUCGCAUGGAUAAAUCUAUGGAUUUUGCGAAGCCUCUGCGGGAUGGUCCCAAACGGCGUAGGCGUCUGCGACCACAACAGACGGCAACACAGACACCGUCCACAUCGGACUCGGAAUCACCAUCAUUGUCUGAUCAACCAGCUCUGCGGCCGUCUUUAAAUCCAACAGAAGUCGACAAGUCGACUGCAGGACUGAAAUCCGAGUCUGAGCAAGGUACUCAUUCGGACGACAUUGACCAGCAAAUCCAAAAGAACAAUGCUUACCCAGGUUCCUCGAAUACAAUCGGCUCCAUCCAUCAGCGACGAUGGUAUCUCAGCCUGGACCGGCUAAACUCGGGAUUCGAGAUGUCGAGUGACGCAAGAAAUGACGGUCAGAGGUCGAAGAAGCGGUGGACACGAACAUCCGACGGCGAUCAGGGACUACUCGGGUUCAAACCGUUCCACGUUCUCGGACCCGAAUCGGAGCGGAGCAUAGUGACGGGACGCCGGGGCGUAGAUGUUUUGAACGAUGAGGGCGUUCGAGACUUUGUGCCUCGACGAGGGUGGAGGCCGGUCCUGCGUUAG